UUCUUCUUCUUGGGAGAGUCUGAGACGAUGUGGAGGAACUCGGCGAGUUUCUCGACGCAGUUGAUAAAAUCAUCCAAAACGUUCAACUCUUUUGCAUCAAACGACGUCGUCCGUCCGCUUCUCCACUGCCGCUCCGAAUUCCACCCCUAUUCGUCUUCACCUCCGUCGUCCUCCGAUUAUCUCAAGCUAGGUCUUCAGCCCUCCGAUGGACUCCCAGCCCUUUCCGCUACCGCCGUUGAUCUCUCCUCUCUCGCCUCCAAAUCCGCCCACCUCACUCGUCACUACGCCCGCUGCUAUUGGGAGCUCUCCAAAGCUCGCCUCAGCAUGCUAGUUGUGGCAACUUCUGGGACUGGUUUUGUUCUUGGGAGUGGGAGUUGUGUCGAUCUCGCCGGACUUUGUGUCACAUGUGCUGGUACUAUGAUGGUUGCGGCAUCUGCUAACUCCUUAAAUCAGGCGUUUGAGAAGUAUAAUGAUGCAAAAAUGAAGAGAACGAUGCGAAGACCCCUGCCUUCUGGACGCAUUACAAGGCCUCAUGCAGUUGCCUGGGCAUGUACUGCUGGUUUAGCGGGCACUGCUUUGUUGGCAAGCAAGACUAAUAUGCUGGCAGCUGGUCUUGCAGCUUCAAAUUUAAUACUUUAUGCGUUUGUGUAUACUCCAUUGAAGCAAAUUCACCCAGUAAAUACAUGGGUUGGAGCUGUUGUUGGUGCUAUCCCACCACUUCUAGGUUGGGCGGCAGCUUCUGGCCAGAUUUCACUUAAUGCAAUGAUUCUCCCAGCUGCUCUAUAUUUUUGGCAAAUACCUCAUUUUAUGGCCCUUGCGUACUUGUGCCGCAAUGACUAUGCUGCUGGAGGGUUUAAGAUGUUCUCUCUUGCUGAUGCUUCUGGUCAAAGAACAGCUUCAGUGGCAUUAAGGAAUUGCGCUUACCUUAUCCCUUUGGGAUACUUGGCAUAUGAUUGGGGUAUCACUUCUGGAUGGUUUUGUAUUGAAUCUACCAUUCUUACUCUCGCAAUAAGUGCAACAGCAUUCUCAUUCUAUAAAGACCGUACGCAACAUAAAGCUAGGAGGAUGUUCCAUGCCAGCCUUCUUUAUCUUCCUGUAUUUAUGUCAGGGAUUCUACUUCACCGUAUCUCUGAUAAUCAACUUGCUGAAGAGAGUUCACAGGGUAUUACUGAGCUCUCAAUGUCUCCACAAGAAAGAAAAGUGACUGAGAAAGACAAGUUAAAGAAGCAUCGCCCACCUGUAUCAUAUGCUUCUGUCGCACCUUUUCCUUUUCUUCCGGUUCCAUCAUAUGUCUCUUCAUGAAUAUUUUAGUCCCUGGUUUUGUAGAAUAAAGGUCGAAAACAGCCCAAUAACCAUUUUUUGUUGCAAAAAUGCACAUAUACACAGUUUUGCAUAUCAGGUUGAAAGCCUGUUUUGUUGCAAUUGCAAAUCCCUUGUUUCUUUCUCUUUUUCCUUUUCCGCAAAUGUUGUAUACUUGUAGUUGUAUCCGUCUGCCGCUACGAGGUUAAGGAACCUCUAUUGCUCACUCAUCUGAUGUAUGAGAACCCUGGCCUUUAUUUAAGGUUUCAAGUUUUUCAUUACCAUAUACCUUAUUGAUAAGGGUUCAAGAA
Argentina anserina (silverweed cinquefoil) is the source of this 1610-nucleotide messenger RNA. Its product is annotated as protoheme IX farnesyltransferase, mitochondrial. Gene Ontology annotation, biological process: heme A biosynthetic process. The coding region runs from base 28 to 1302 and encodes 424 amino acids. Gene Ontology annotation, cellular component: mitochondrion; membrane. Gene Ontology annotation, molecular function: protoheme IX farnesyltransferase activity. The record is from RefSeq and is a predicted model, not a curated record. NCBI's taxonomy places the organism in Eukaryota, Viridiplantae, Streptophyta, Magnoliopsida, Rosales, Rosaceae. The transcript has 7 exons.